AAAAUAGUACUUACCAUCUUUCUUAGAAGCUAUGAAUAACUUGUAUUUUGAUCGAAAUCAAUCAAUUUAAAAACGAAACACGUGAAAACAUUACGUUCUGUUGGUUGGGCUGAAAAGGGGUUGGGUUCAGCCGGUUCAAUUUCAACGGCGUGGGGCGUGUUCCGAAGUUCACUGAUAAGGAAGACGACCCAGUUAUUUGUAUCUCUUUUCAACACACGAAUUCUGAUUGCAUCGAGCAAAGAAUCUAUCAACGAGUUUGACCGAAUUUAGAACGCAUCUUGUGGAAGAAUCAUCGCGAUGUUUUUACACAUACGUCUGCAUUCCUGCAACGAAUUAAAUUUCCAAAUUGAAUUUAUUACGCUCUCUGGUGCAACUCAUAGAAAUCAACAUCUCGAUAUUGUAUAUGAUCACCAAAUGCAGUGUGACGAAAUUUUCAUAAUAAGAUUAAACACAUUGAAUCGUAUGCACGAUGGUUGUUUGUAAAUACUAUCUGCAAGGGAAUUGUCGAUUUGGACAGUAUUGUCAAUUCGAUCACAUAAAUUUUGUAGGAAAUAAUACUAAAGCUGAUUCUUACAACGAUGACGAAUAUUUGGCGGUAUUGGUCGCAAAAGAAAUACUUAUCGCGGAAAAAGGAGGACAAUGGUUAUUAUCAUGUUUUGCACCGAUUAAAGAAAAACCAUGCAUUCCUGGCAUGGAAGACUUAUCACCAGAAGAAGUACGAUGGGAAAUGUAUAAAGCCCAAAGCUCUGGAAUGGUAGAGCAAGCAAAAGUACAUUUUCAACAAUUAUGUAGAGAUAUGAAAGCAAAAAGAGAAGCUUUUAAAAAUCCUACCCGUGAAACAUUAACUAAACUUAAAGAAAUUUUAGGAACAGGUCAUAAAAAUACUAGGAAUGAUAAUACAUCUGGAAAAUCCUCCAGUUUUGCUUUUGCAACCCCUCAACUUGGACAUCCAAGCAGUACUCCAUCCUCUUCUGUAUUUGGAAACAAAACAUUUGGAAGUCAAAACAAUCCAUUUAGUGGAGGUUUCACUUCCACCAGUAAUACAUCAAUCUUUGGGAAAACAACCACGACUUCAAAUCCUGUAUUUGGUAGUACCCCAACUUUUAGCAGUAAUUUAGGAGUGUUUGGUGGUGGUACCAGCACUAAUUCUAUAUUUGGAAUUACAAACACUUCUACAUUUAAUAUAGGACAAAACACGCAGACUUUUGGCUCAUCUGGUUCAAUUUUCGGUGGCGGAGCUUCCCAGCCCGUUUUUGGGCAACCCAGCAUAUUUGGAACAUCCAAUCAAGUGAACAAUGUUUUCGCCAGGCAAACAUCUCAGGCAUCCACAUCGGUAUUCAAUAGUGGAGCAACUUCUUCUUCCUCUCUAUUCAAUAGCACUUCCUCUCAAUCUAAUGCUUCUAUAUUCACUGGAGCUAAAACCUCUACUGCUAAUCCGUUUGGCGGUUCCUCAAAUUUACAGACUACCAACUCCAUGUUUGGAGUUACUCCAUCCUCAAGAACUUUUAGUUCGGGAAUAUUCUCACAAUCUGAAACACCUGCUUUUGGAGGAGCACCAGUUUUUGGCGGUUCGGCAACCUUUGGAAAUAAUUCUGGUUCUAUAUUCGGCGAGAAACCGACAUUUGGGAGUUCUGGCGGUAUAUUUGGUGGAUCAAAUACUACAACACCCGCUUUUAGUACCGCACAACCUACAAAUGCUUUUGGCAUUACCACUUCUACACCUUCUGUGAACAUGUUCGGAAAUGCUCAGGGUACCACACCCGCCAUUUCCACUUCUAGUGCAUCACCAUUUGGCAUAACGCCUUCAACGACUACUAGUCCCUUUGCUACCGCGACCUCACAAUUUGAAACAAAUAGUACGGCAGCUUUCUCAAAGCCUACAUUCGGAAUAACUACGGGAACUGCCAGUGAAACUUUUCCUACAGCAGCUACAUCUUCUAGUACAACAUUUGGUACUCUAAAUACCGGAGUUACUUUCGGAACAUCUAGUACCACUACUCCAUUUACAUCAUCUACAUUUGGUGAUAUGAACAAUUCACCGUUUGGUUCCACAAAUGUUACAAGUACAACUACAACUACGAAUACGUUUACAUCGCAACAAAUUACUUCGCCAUUUGGUACUUUUGCGCAAAGUCAAACUUCUAAUAGCGUGACGGCUUCUACAAACGAACCAUUUGGAAAACCGUCUUUCACUGCAACAUUGACAGCAAUUGUUAUUGAUGACAGCGUUUACUCAUUAGAUAAUCAAUUAACAGCUGAGGAAAAGAGUAUGUUCUUGGCAGAGAAAUUUAAUUUCGGAAAAAUUCCAUUGAAACCACCUACAAAAGACAUUAGGUAAUACAACAAAAAGGUCGGUUUAGGGGAAUAUGUGCUGUGAUAUUUGUUUCCUGUAUUCAUGUACAAUUAAGAUAGAAAGAUUGCAAAGGAUUGUAGUAAUAAAUAAUAUAUAUUUGCCAACAAUGUUCCAAUUUUUAUAAGAUUUAACGAAAUGUUCGUUUAGCAAAUGAACACGAAAAACUAAACGACAUUUCUAAAUUGUAAUGAAAUAUGUAAUAAACUUUAGAAUUUGCAUCCUUAUAA
Apis mellifera (honey bee) is the source of this 2580-nucleotide messenger RNA. RefSeq names its product nucleoporin-like protein 2. The transcript has 6 exons. The record is from RefSeq and is a predicted model, not a curated record. Gene Ontology annotation, molecular function: metal ion binding. The coding region runs from base 470 to 2338 and encodes 622 amino acids. Lineage: Eukaryota; Metazoa; Arthropoda; Insecta; Hymenoptera; Apidae.